Messenger RNA from Contarinia nasturtii (swede midge), 2479 nucleotides. RefSeq lists its product as uncharacterized. The coding region runs from base 477 to 2009 and encodes 510 amino acids. Lineage: Eukaryota; Metazoa; Arthropoda; Insecta; Diptera; Cecidomyiidae. The transcript has 5 exons. The record is from RefSeq and is a predicted model, not a curated record.
CAAUGUUAUUCAGAACAGUAGAAACGGUCAACCUGUAUAGACGUAUAUUUUCGGUAUUUUUUUCUUUUUCAUUUGUUUCAUUACAUAUAUAUAUAUAAUUCGGGUGUGUUGUGUCUUUUGAACAGAAUUUAUUUGGAUUUUUUUUAUUUGUUUGUGAUAUUUCACUCAUUUUACGUAUUACGUGUGCAAAUUCCGUGGUGUACGCUGUACGCGACAUUAUUCAGCUCAAACAUGAACUAAUCAACAUUCGGACAUAAAAUUUGUUUCGAGCCACUGCAAUCAAGCAAUACCGAUCUAUAGUAGUAAAGUUUAGUCAAUGGAUUGUUUUUAUUUUAAAUUAUAAUAGAAAAAUCAUCGUAUUCGUUGUUGUGUACAUAAGUGAAAACGAAAAAAAAAAAAAAUUCAAACAAAUCUCAACAACUUAAAACUACAGUAUUGGAAUUUAAUUUAGGUUUUUUUCCUCAAAAUCAUAAACGAUGAAUUUCAAAGUGAAACAUAUAACUUUUGUGCUAUUGAAUUUGUGUGUUAUCUAUGGAAAUUCACACACAGCACAAAAGUCAAAUAAUAAAGUGGACGAUUCGAAUCCAUUCCUCGAUAUUGCCACAUCAUUUUUACAAGAAACAUUUGCCAAUCAACAAGGCGGUCGUGGUGGCAGUGGCAAUGGCAUUGGUACCAAUGGCAUUGCUGGCAUCGCACAAUUGAUCGGAAGUUUAGUUCAACAAGAUGGAUCGAAAUCAAAUAAUGGCGGUGGUCUUGGUGCUGCCCAAAUUUUAACCGGACUCAGUCAAUUGAUGAACGCCAAUAAUAAUAAUGGCGGUGGAUCUGGAUUUGAUCCAUCGAUUAUUGGCAAUGUCAUUGAAAUGUUCACAUCGGGCGGUGACAAUGGUGACGAUGAUGAUGAUCAACCACAAGUAAAACGUCGAAAACGAUCAAAUAAUUCGGCUGGACAAGACGGUGGUAUUGGUCUUGAUACCAUUUUAAAUAUUGCAUCGGCAUUCAUGGGAAAUACAAACAAUGUUGAUAGUCAAGGUGAUAAAUCAAAUGAAGGUUUAAUGAGCCUAUUGCCAAUGGCCAUUCAAGCGAUCAAUUCAUUCAACGGACCGGCUGGAGAACAGGUGCAUGCAAAGCACAAAGACCAUCAAUGGGUGUUGCCACCAUUUUUGGAGCGGAUACAUGUUAUGUGGGAUCAUUUCUCAAAUUCUGAAUUGGCCGAAGCUCUUUGGGAAAAAUCCGGUGUCAAUCAAAUAUUCAAAGGUUUCACCGGUCGUGAUGGCAAAUUAGAUUAUGAUAAACUAUUUAAUUCAUUACACAAUCAAGCAUUCCGACGAAGAUGGCUUAAAGCAGCUACACUUUAUUUAUCCGACUGGGUCAACUAUAUUGCCGAACCAGAAGUGUACAAACGAUAUUUUACUACGGCACAAUUGAUGGCUAAUGGAUUUUUAACUGCACAAGGAAUACCACCGCAUGCUUUAUUCGAUCCACAUCGUCCCAGCGAAAGUUUAGCCAAUUUGUUUGAUUUUAUUGCUCGCGAACAUUUGCACACAAAAAUAUCGACAAUUGUAUACGUUAAACCGGCUGUAACCUAUGUAAAGGAUUUAGUAAAAUUGGGAAAAGCCCGUGGUUUAUUACAAAAAUUCAAUGCAACGGAACUCAGCGACAAACUCACCGACACCGUUAAUCUAGAGGUUAUCGAACCAGUUUUGAAAGUUCAUCGUGCCUAUCGAUUUGCAUCUCGUUCACCGCAAUGUGAUAAAUACGUAUUGUGUGAAGUGAAUUCACAUGAUCCCAAUGAGACGCUCGGAUUGGCCGGUUUUAAAGCUGGAAUUACGAAAUUCAGUAGCAUGGCCGCGGCUUGGUUCAUUGGAAACGAAACGGGCACACCAUUUUGGACACUUUUCAGUAUCAUUUCCGAUCCAUAUGAUUGUCAACGGCGCUAUCCAGUCGACUGCACUGGUUUUCAUGAAGGUGAAGCGAAAGUAUCAACAGAAUACAUGCAUAAUGAACUCUAAGAACUUUACAGUUUUAAUUAACACCGAGAAUCGCAUAAAAAGAAUAAAUUCAAAACUGAUUUCAAAUAAUCGAAAUCAUUAAAAAUACCAACAAUGGAACGCAGAUAAAAUACAAAAUAACAUUGAACAACUUUAAUCGACAAAUUGCGAUGAAUUUUGUUGAUAUAUUUAUAAAAUAUUUUUGAUGUGACACUCACAAUCCAUGGUCUAUUCACUUUCUAUUCAAAUAAACAAAACAAAAAAUGCAAAUCAUUCGAGUGCGACAUGUGCCUCUAAUUAGGGAAAUUGAAAUUAAGCAUAAAGAUCUGUUGAUAUUGGCACUAUCAUUGAAACAGAAUCUAACACCUCCAAGAAUAUAAAUUUUAGUCGUAAUUCUCAUAUUAAAUAAUUUGUCAUUGUGUGAUAAGCCUGUUUAUAUACCUAUAUUUAAAAAAAAAAACAUACAAACGUAAUUUAAAUCGAACAAGACA